Messenger RNA from Styela clava, 2017 nucleotides. RefSeq lists its product as uncharacterized. NCBI's taxonomy places the organism in Eukaryota, Metazoa, Chordata, Ascidiacea, Stolidobranchia, Styelidae. The record is from RefSeq and is a predicted model, not a curated record.
CAUUAUCGUGUUUUUACACGCGAUUUUGCGCAACCGAAUCAAGCACUUCAUCAGUGCGUUACAAGUUUUGCUGGCAUUAGUAAAUUUUUUGUCUGAAGUAUUAAUCUUCACCGAAGUUGACUAUCAGAGAAAAGAAGACAAUCUGUAUCAUGGAGCGGGAUUAUUUUUGACAUGCAUCGACAUUCCUCAUGACGCUUACAUACUGGACAAUCCUGUGCAUGGCAAUUAGACGUCAUGACAACAUUGCUUCAAAGGGACUAAGACUACGAGCAAAUGAACAUGUGAAAAUACGAACAUCGAAUAUACGAAGUUUGGAUCGCUCUGAAAAAAAUCGUAAUGACCCGAAUAAUGAAUCUAAGAACAAUAGCAUCAAAUCCAGGCUCGAUGAUGGACCCCCGAACCACAACGUAGAAUCUACCGAAUCUGCAGGAAACAAUUCGCCCGCACAGCAACAAGACGAGGAAAAUAUUCAUCCACCCACUAAAAGCGAAACAUAUUCGUCACCAUUCGUUUCUGCAUCAGAAUACGAUUUGCUUCCUGGCAAUACAGGAUCAACGUCAGCGCCUUUUGACAAGGUGGUCGAUGAAGUUCAUUUUAACAUUGUAGAUGUACCGACAAUGAUUGACCCAACUUUGUCUUAUAAAAACUCUACCGAGCAUUCUCAACGACUCUCUACAGUUGGAGGUAUCUUUAGUCCUACAGAAGAAGAAAAAGCUCCUGAUGAGAUUGAUAUGUAUACCAUCAACCAGGAUGAUUUGAAAGGUGCUCAAGUAAGCCAUAAAAUUAAUGGUAAAUCUGCGAGUAUUGUCGGCGAAAGCGGUGAUAACGAAGUCUAUGCUGCUGGUGAUUCAAAUACCACUAGCCAAAAGGGAAACGGGACACCUCAACAUCUCUAUAAACCAUCGGGGAGGGAUAAAGGAGACUGUGUGCCUCACCCAUCACCCAUCAAACUGACCAGAUCAUCCGAUCAUAAACAACCAGGAAAAAACCUUCUUGAGAAACAAAUACAAAGUACAAAUAAUGUACAUGCGAAUGAUCCUGUUUCAGAAGUUGAAAUUUCAACUAUUCCAGAAUAUCUGGCAAAAUCAAACGCAAUUAAAGAUGAAGGUAAUGCUGAUUCUGCUCUGACCAACCACGGAAAUUCAUCAAUCAAUGCUUUAGACGAAUGUAACGAUCCUACGCCAGAUGAUAAAAUAUAUGAUACUGCUUCUUGCUCAGUCAGUCACACUGAUUUAAAAAAUGAUUCCAACAAUCACAAGAAAAAUCAUGUCGUGUCUGCAAAAUAUGGAAAAAAUAUCAUAAAGAAUAAUAUAAAGAAGUCCAGAAAAGAGGCACGUGAUCAAUUUUGUACUCAAAUAUGCGCCAAAACUGUGGAAACAAACAAAGACUUUGAUGCAUCUGUUAUUGUUGAGAAUUUGAUAAAACUAGAAGAAGAAAGAAAUAGAAUUUCCGAAGAAAUUGUUUCAUUCAAAAAAUAUCGUGGCAAAUCAAAAAAUUCAUUUCGAUGGAUUCGGAAAGCCAUUCGAGCUAAAUUUAGACCUGGUUUGAAAAAGGAGGACAACUUUAAACUGGAGUCAUUGUUGGCCAAAAUUCAAACGAAAAUACAAAUAGAACGUGAACGAAAUAAUGAAUUUCGAAGAUUUCUACUUCUGUUGGAGGACAAAGAAGAAGGAGAUAUUCGGAAUGUUCGUAACUCUAUAAGAGGGCUAAAAAGCCGUAUAGCUAAGAAUUUGCACAAAGUGACACAGAUUCGAAAACGUUUGGGGAACAAUCAGAGCAAUUCAGAUGUAAAUAUCGAGCCAUUUCAAUGUGCUUCUGGAUUCCUUGGUACAGAUAUUCGCAAAGAAUAUUUACUCCAAAUUGAAAAUCCAGUCUCGACUUCAACAGAUGGAUUUCUUCCAAACUAUUCUAAAAGUCUUACUCACAAAAUGGACAAUUCAUCUUGUAAUCAUUCAGCAGCUGGUGUUCAACUUACAUAUUUUGCAUAGCAUGCAAUUUUCUACAUAUAUAUAUAUGU